UACCGGCGUGGGAGAACCAAUGAGCUUGCCACGUAGCCAAAGCCAAAGCCAAAGUAUCGAUGAGUUUCGAGUGGGUGACUUGUGGGGUCGUGCGACCGGACAGCCGUUCUCAGCCGUGGCCAUAACAUGGACUCUCUCGCCGGUCCCGGUCGUCUAUAUACCAUACCAUAUAUAUCCUAUGUAGGACCGGUAAAUAACCGAUACGUGUCGGCGAAGGAACCUGGGUUUUCCGCUGCUCUUUGCCAGAAAUUAAAAGUAGAAUUGAGAAGUGAAACAUCAACACCAACAACAACUAAACGGGGAAAACUUGCCUCGCCACGCAAACUUUUCCAACGUGCAGCAGGGAGCGGGGAAAAAAGAAUCAGUUUCGUGUGUUUCGCCUUUUUUCGUUUCUUCUAUUUUUUGCCUGUUUUUUUAUUGCUGCCAAAAAUAAAACUUGCGCCGUGA
Molecule: messenger RNA, 447 nt
Organism: Drosophila suzukii
Lineage: Eukaryota; Metazoa; Arthropoda; Insecta; Diptera; Drosophilidae
Source: RefSeq, a predicted model, not a curated record